CCAUGUUUAUCAUAUCUGUAUCUCAAAUGAAUAAAUCCGUAAUGCAGUUCAUAGCACUUUCUAAAUUCACUUUUAUUUUAUUUGGAUCGUAUAAUUCUUAUUGUAAUCUCUUGCGAUCGAACGUAAUUUCAAAAUUUACCACGAAGCGACAGUAUUCCAUAUAAUUUAAAGCAAUAAUUGCUUGACUAUUUUCUGUAAGUGAUAAAAUAGCAACGCUGCAUGUUCGGUGGGAGAUCUUUAAAACUUUGAGCUAACAGCUUUGGUAGGGGAUUACCACCACCAUCGGAAUGUACCGUGCUGCGUGCUAAACUCAUACAAAGUUAAAUGCACGUGGUUCACCGCGUGGAAACAAGUUCUACACAUGCGCAGUAAGUGCUUUUGGAGGGGCAAAGCCCUCCGUUCAGUAAAUGGAUGCUAAGAAUGGAAACAUUACUUUAUAGUUGUCAGUCGUUGCGUUGGUGCCAAUUUAAAUAUUUUUUUUAUACUGUCAUGUGAACACGGAAGUAAAUUUCUAUUGAAUGUCGCAGUAAAUGGCCUAAAUGACUCUAGUACGUGCAAACAAUUGAUGUACACAAUGCAGUUCUAUUCAAACAUAAUACAGUAGUGAUUUGGAGUUGUGUGAUUUAAACAAAUGAAUGUCAACAAGACUAACUGUGAGAUAGAACAUAUAUUAAUUGAAAAUUUCCAUAAUUUAUACUGUAAUUUUAAUGCAUUGCUGUAAUUAGAAGAUCUUGACUAAAAGUGAUAGUAUUACACAUUACAAAAACCACAUUUAUUAUACACAAAGUGGAAAGAAUUGUAAUGUUUAGCGACAUUGAUUGAAUCAUUAUAGUGGUUUACUUGCAAUGUGUUUUAUUACUGGAAGUAUUACACCACUUUAUGAUACAAAAUAUAAGAAAAAGGAAAGAUAAAAAAGAAGAAGUAUGUUUUACAACAAAAUCUAAUUAACAGUAUACAUUGUCGAAUUAAGAAGUUCUAUUUUAGUUCUAUGUACACCAAAGAAUUAUUGCCAAUUUUGUUCCGUUACCCUGUCUCAUGAUAUUUUAAACUAAAGUGGAUCAUGCAGAUGUUACGUAAUCUAUCAGCCUAAAGUAAACUAUAAGUUUUCCAAAAUUAUCAAAGCAAUUGCCAAAGACAAACAGAUUGAGUCUCCAUGUAAAUAAAAAUUUGUACAUAUGGGUUUCACAAAAAUAUUUAAACGCAUGCUGUAUGCAAAUUUUGCGUCAUGCAGCACCAAAGCAAUAGGGAUAUUAGCACCAUUGACAAUUCCACCGUUACAUAUUACAUUUUUGUAUUACUUUUGGCAAGAAUAUGCUCGGGAUGUGGACAAACAAUAUUGUUCUUGUUCAUGUUGGGACACAGUGUUCAAAGGAUCAUACGAAUCUGGGAUCGCUUCUUAUAAACAUAUGUAUUUUAAUGCAACAUCGAAUAGUCUAAAAAUAUGGAUGACCGUUGUAAUUGGAGUAAUUACUUUUUAUGAAGUAGUAAAACACUUAACAUGGCUAGCAUUUCAAAACCGCCUUAGACUUUGUAUGAUGAUUCUCUUCUCAACUGCUAUUUUCUCACAUUAUUAUACUUGGUGGGUUUACAUGAAUUACUGGAACGAUGAAUUUUAUUCCCAAUGGUACCAUCAGCUGUUCUUUUCUAUUACUGAGUUGAUAUCCACUUUGUUGGUCAUUCAUCUGGCAGAUAGUAAAAAUCCGGUAACUCAUAGAAAGGCAUUUGGUAUAGCUGCAAUAGCUAUUUUACAUAUUGUAGCAGGUGGUUGGGAUCAAUUUGUUGCUAAUGUUGUUAGAGGAGAGGGUUAUGCACAUCAGGUGGUUCGCGAUCUUGGGUUUAUGAUCCCAGACAUUCUACAUGUUGUUAUACCAUUAUGGGCAAUUAAAUGGAAACACAUAUAUAAUCUUCCUGGUUCAACCAAACGAGAUCCAAGUAUCAGAAGAGAUUUAGCUUAUAUGUUAGGAAUGAUAUGCAUAGGAUUAUGCAUCUGUGCCAUAUUGUAAUUUAACAAUUACAAUGCCUAAAAAAUAGUGUCUUAAAGAUAAAGAACCCUUUGAUUUGACUUAUUUUCAUAUACAAAUUUGCGAAAGAUUUAUAAUAUUUUUCAUGACACCUGUACUUAUACUACAAACGGACUUAAGUAACUAUGUUUAGUAAGUUUUGUUACAAAAUGACUCCCAUUGCCAAUUAAUUACUUAAUUUUGUAGAAACAGAGCUUUUUUAUUUUCUUUUGCAAUAGGUUGUAUAGUAUUAUUAAAAAUGAUAUAUUUUAUUUAUCUACUGGUACCAUUUUAGUAGUAGUAUUAGUUUAAAAUGCCUGUAGAGUACAAUUUAUUUAUUGUGAAGGAUUUGCUUUUUUCAAGUUGCUUAUUCCUUUUUUUUUAGAGUAACUUCACUUGCCUAUUACAGGAAAUGUACAUUAUUACUAAGCAAAAAAGUGUAGGAAUUACAAUCAAAAGUUUACAUUUUUUAAAUAUCAAAAUAAACAUUACUCUUAUUGUUAUUUGUUUUAAUUGAUGAAAUAAUAUUUAUAAAAUAUUAAAGUAUAACGAAUGCCAUUGCAGUAGCUAAACAAAUAUUUGGUAUAAAUAUAUUGAAUGAUGUAUUACUUAUGUGUGUAUGUGUGUGUGUGGCUGUGUUUGCGAGUGAGCAAAAUUAGUUCUAAAACAAUUAAUAAAACAUAAUAAGUUAUCUAUUUUGUAACAACGAAUGUGUUCUCACUUUAAAGAAGUACUUAUAACAAUUAUGGAAGCUUAUUUAAAUGCAAGCUGAGAGCUAAAAUCAUUUUUCCACUUUCAAAAUAUUUAUCAAUAUAUUUUUGUAAGUGUUAUUAACAUCACAGGUGAAUGCAAAGCAUUGCUAUUAUAUCUUUAUAGUGUUUAAUGCAUUUGUUUUAAUUGCAAAGUACUGUAAAAUGCGAGGUAUAUGUAAAACUAUACAAAGUAUACAACAAAAUACAUAUCGUAUACAAUAUUUAAUGAUCAUUGAAAAGUAAUUAGGAAUAAUGAUGCGAACAUAUGAAAUGAAUUAUUAAUCAUCGAAAACAAAUUGUUGUUGUCAAUGAACAUAAGGCUACAACAAAGUGCCUAUAUGCAAGUGAAUUAUUUUGAGCAAUAUCAUUGCAUUAAAUAUAAUAUAUAAAUUGAUUCUAAACACGAUGAUAGUUACCAUUUAAGGGUUCAAAAAUUAAAAAUAGAGCUUUAAUUUAUCUAACAAGAAAAUAAUUGUAAGAAAAAUUUUUAUUUAAAAUAUAUAUACAGUUUUCUUUUCUCUUUUUCCCAACAGUAUUCUUAAAGUUUUAGAUAAAGUUUCUUUUCAACAUUUUAUAGUUGAUUUCUUUCCAUGAAAUUAAAGAGUAUUAAAUUAAUCCUUUGUCAAAAGUAUUGUACAAUAAUUACCUAUCAGUAUUUACCUUUACUCAUAUCAUAGCAUAUCAAAAAUUUGUGAUCACAUAAUACAAUUGUUGAUAAUACAAUGUAAUUGAGGAAUAAUCAUACUUGUUGCCAAUUUGUUAUACUAUUUUAAACAACUUUGUACAUCCAUCGAAAAAAGUCUUGUUUGUUUAAUAUUUUUAUAAUUUUUAAUCAAGAAUAAGUUUGUGAACAUGUAUCAUAUGUGGACAUGAAAU
Molecule: messenger RNA, 3628 nt
Organism: Megachile rotundata (alfalfa leafcutting bee)
Lineage: Eukaryota; Metazoa; Arthropoda; Insecta; Hymenoptera; Megachilidae
Source: RefSeq, a predicted model, not a curated record